AUGCACAGCUAUCCAGUCUACGGUACUUCCUACAUUUCAUCUGUCGAGGUUGAGGUCGAGGUCCAAGUCGAGGUCGAGAUCGAGGUCGUGGCUACCUUGUCAUUCAUUUACUAUCAACAAUGA
Molecule: messenger RNA, 123 nt
Organism: Sclerotinia sclerotiorum 1980 UF-70
Lineage: Eukaryota; Fungi; Ascomycota; Leotiomycetes; Helotiales; Sclerotiniaceae
Exons: 2
Coding region: 1-123 (40 amino acids)
Source: RefSeq, a predicted model, not a curated record